This is a messenger RNA of Colletotrichum godetiae, 639 nucleotides long. Its product is annotated as ankyrin repeat-containing protein. Gene Ontology annotation, molecular function: protein binding. The transcript is spliced from 2 exons. The record is from RefSeq and is a predicted model, not a curated record. Lineage: Eukaryota; Fungi; Ascomycota; Sordariomycetes; Glomerellales; Glomerellaceae. Bases 1 to 639 code for a protein of 212 amino acids.
AUGGCGCUACUUCUCGACCGGCGAGGCGACCAGAUCACCAUUACUGAAGAGGUGGUGAAGGCUGCAGCAGGAAACGAAGAGGCUGGCGAGCAAGUGAUGAAACUACUUCUCGACCGGCGAGGCGACCAGAUGAUUAUCAGCGAGGAGGUAUUCGUUACUGCUGCUACUUGUGGUCAGGACCGGAUUUUGGACUUCCUAUCUCGAAAAACCGGUCACAUCUCAUUUGAGGAUGAAUGUCGUUGUAUCGCACAGUUCUAUAACGCAGCAAAAGCUGGAGAUGUUCAGGUUAUUGAACGGCUCUUACGGGAAAGCGUAAAGCCAGAUACAAAAAACAUCAGGGGGGUAACGCCUUUAUGGAUUGCAGCACGUUUUGGGCACAACACAGUCGUCGAGGCUCUGGUGCAUAGGCCAGAUGUGGAUGUCAACUCGAGAUCAGUUUGCAAUAGAUCGCCUCUUUUCUGGCCAGCUAGCCAGGGCGAUGAGUCAGUUGUAACUACUCUGAUCGGGGCUGGUGCUGAUCCCGCCAUCGAGGAUUGCGAUGGGAACACAGCGAUCACUGCAGCAAGAAGGAAUGGACAUAAUGGGAUUGCCAAGAUGCUCGAAAGAUCCUCGCCUCUGUCCGAACGGAGGGAAACUUGA